Messenger RNA from Cucurbita maxima (winter squash), 1414 nucleotides. RefSeq names its product probable F-box protein At2g36090. The transcript has a single exon. The record is from RefSeq and is a predicted model, not a curated record. Lineage: Eukaryota; Viridiplantae; Streptophyta; Magnoliopsida; Cucurbitales; Cucurbitaceae. Bases 323 to 1333 code for a protein of 336 amino acids. Gene Ontology annotation, molecular function: protein binding.
UUGACGAGAAUUACGUUUAUUAAUGUGUAAUUUAGCCAUGAAAAUUGAUGGAAAGAGAGGCAAAGAUACUUUGAAGAACAGAUAAGAAUGGAUGUGGGUUCCUAAUUUAUAAAUAUCUCAAAAUGGUCUCCCCUCCUCAACAUACCAUGCCCUUCGUUACCCAUUUUUAUUUUCAAAAUCAUCCAAAAGUUUUCUCAAAUUGCAAUUCAACCCCCAAAGUUGACCAUUUCUUAAUAAUAAUGUACUUUUGUCCUAUAAAAUCUCUCAAACCUUCUCCCUUCUUUAUCCCAAAAAGCUCCGUCUUAACCCGAAAGUCAAAAUCAUGCCUUCUUCUCAUCAUCUUCCCUCCACCAUUGCCGCCCUCCACUCCGAUAUCCUCCAGACUCAUAUUCUUACCCGCCUCGACGGCCCUGCUCUGGCCUCCGCCGCCUCUGCCUCCUCCCGCUUCCGCCACCUCUCCGCCGAGGACCAACUCUGGCGUCAAAUUUGCUCUGCCACCUGGCCCUCAACCACUCAUCCCCGUAUCCAGCAAGCCAUCUCCGUCUUCCCUUCCGAACACCGCUCCUUCUUCUCCGACGUAUUUCCCCUGCUCGAUUGCCGGUCGCUUCGUUGCGAUCUCGACCGUUCCCCUUCCUCCGAAUUGAUCUCCGCUGUGGACAUUCAUUACAAGGACAAACCCCUCCUCUCCAAAGUCCACUCCACCGAGACCCACACGAAUUGGUUCCUCUACUCCCCAUUUCGCGUCGACGUAAUCGACCCAAAAGACUCAAUUCCGUUGCCGAUUCGCCGCCGAGAGAAACGCGAAGAUUGGGUAGCUAAUCUAGAGCAAAAUCUAACGGCGAGUUGGAUUGUAAUCGACCCAAUUAAGAACAGAGCAGCAAACGUCUCGAGUAGGCAGGCAGUGAACGUCCGGCGACACUGGUUGUCCGGCGAGAUACAAGUACAAUACACGACGAUGAUGGGCGGCGACAGGAGGGCGGGGUCGAGAACGGAGAUGGUACAGUGCUCGGUGGUGGUGAUUUGCGGCGAGAAAGAAGAGGAUGGGAUGGAAAUGAGCGUUAGAGAGGUGAGUAUGCAGAUUUUGGACAUGGAAGGGAAGCAUUUGAACGGGAAGGAGAGCUCCGGGAUUCUGGGAGAAGCCAUGGAAAGUGGGAAGAGAAUUAAAGAACAGAAAGGGGAAGCGAAAUUGAGGUUCGGAGAAUACGAGGAGCUGAAGUGGAAGAGGAAAGGCCGGAAAGACAGAAUCGAGAAUGCUUUGGAUAUGCUCUGUGUUUUCACCGGAAUCGCCAUUUUUCUGUCUUUCUGCACCUUCUUCAUCUUCUUCUUCACAUAAACUUGAAUUUAUCAUGAUUAAUCUCCCUAAUUAAACCCUAAUCCUUCAUUAUUUUAUUCCAAACAUAUAUUCUUAACAAUA